AUCAAAAUGGCGGCGGGAAAGUUGAAGUCAGCCUGCCGCUCUCAAGAAAAACAGUUUACGAUAUCAGACUAAACGGCGCUAAACUAGCAGCUCUACUAUAAUGUAAUGAUGCAGUGAAACCUACAGUUUGCUGCGACAUGCGCUCGAUCGGUGUAGAGGGGGACUGGACGCUCCGAAUCUUGGCCGCAGUCGCCGGGUCAGUGGCCUUGGUCAAGUGUGUGUCCUACCUGCUCCGGAGAAAAGUGGAGCGCAUUUGGAGCGAGAAGUUGAAGGUGGACGACAAAAUACGGCUGGAAGACCUUGGUGUUCUCGCACGAUCUCCAAAUGCUAACCUGCGACGGGCAGCUGAACAGGUGCUACUGGACAAGAUUACACAAGCUAACAAUUUUACUUACGUGCUGAGAAGAUGCCAACACAAGGACAUCAAGGAAAGCUUCAAGGCUUGCACAGUACUGUGUGUAGUGCUGAAAAGCAUGGAUAUUGCCCCCAAGUACCACCUGCAGAUCCUCCAGACCCUGGCCUUCUGUUUCCUGAAGUCCAGCAGUGGCCACAGGGGAGGGGUUACCAUGGAUACAGAGGACCCUUCUAUCCAUACUAGGAUACAGAGGAUGACUGCAGGGGCCAUGUUUGAGCUCAUCGCAGACAGCGAUGAAUACAAGAAAUUCCUGACCCAGGAAUGUCCAGGCCUGCUGAACAGUAUGGUGUACACUCUGGGGUACUCCCACAGCAGGGAUGUCGUCCGCUACUGCCUCUUCUUCUUACACCAGCUAGCACUGAACACAUCACUGCAAGCGAUGUUAACUAAUGAAGGAGCAGUCAGCACUGUGUCAGAGGUGGUGGUGAAAUACCACGGAGACAGUGUUCUACAGACAAUCUGUUUCCAAAUGCUGGUCAUUUUUGCCAACAUCCAAGGGAAAGACAGUAUCCAGGUGCUGAAGGAGAUAGCUCGUCACAACGUGGUCCUUUAUGCGGUAGGCUCUGUCAGAGCAGAGGACCCAGAGCUAGUGUACUGGGCUGUGGCAGUCAUCCAUGAGUUUGCUAUCAAUGACCUGUACAAGGAGACCAUCUGCUCCAUCCCCCGGCUACUGUUCUCCCUUCAGAAGGUCCUGGCUGCCAGUGAAGCCAACCUACAGAGGCUGGUCCUCAGGGUCAUCUGUUUCCUCUGUUUGCACAAUGAUGCCUUCAAGAACAAAGUGUUAAGCAAUGGGAACAUCAGUGAGCGUCUGUCUGUGUGCCUGUCCAGUGGAGACAAGGAUGUGGUUCACUGGGCCCUGGUGCUCACUCACGACCUGGCUAUGAUUGGUAAGCCAGCUGUGGCCCAGAUGGUGGAGAGCAGUCCUGGUCUCCUCAGCAGUCUGAAGCCGCUGGUCAAACACAAGGAUGUGACGAUUGUCAGACUCCUGGCAGAAACCAUGGGAUUCUUCUGCUCAUGUGAGCAUCUUCACCUUCAAGUUGUAGAAGCAGGCAUCUUGGACACCAUCUUGUUGUUCUCCCAGACAUCUGACCCUGAUCUGACCUUCUGGGCUGCAGCUUUACUUCUGAACCUGGCCAUGACCUCAGAUGUGGUGAAAGUCGCCAUCCUGAAGGCAGGAGGCCUGUCCAGUUUGCUGGAACUGGCCAUUGGAGAGCACGAGAACACACAGAUCAUAACUAUGGCGGCAAAGACACUCACCAUGCUGAGCUUCAUAGGUGACCCUUUGAAUGUCCAGCUUGCUUGCAACUCAGAAACAACCACCGUCACCAUCUAUGGCAAACCCCACCAUGUUUACAGGAAGGGGCUGAAUGUACUGGUGUAUGACACCCUACAAAGUGAGGAGAUUAUCUACCAGACGUUCAGCCUGGAGGAGCUGGAGGAAGUGAGUCUGGAGGAGGAUAUAGAGAUCCCCUGUCUGUCCUCCAUCCACCAGAACUGGGAGGGGCACCUGGCCUUCAUCGUCAUCUGGGGCAAACACAACCAGCUCUACCUCUCAGGUCUGAGCAGGAUCAUCAGUGGAAAAGGUCUGAAGCCACACAUUGAGAGCAGUAACUUUGAUGAGCUGAGUACAGAGGACUUGUUGCCAGGGCAGCACUGUGUGCUGGUGGCAGAGAUCCAGCAGGAGGGAAGACUGCACUUCAUUGCUGUGGAGAAGAACAUGCCGCCAUUUUCAUUUGACAUCCAGAUUUCAUAUGCCCACCUUGUAAACAGGAGGGUGAAGAAGAUGGCACUGGAUCCAACACUGAAACUGCUCCUGUCAACUCCACCCACCAGUAACAUCAGCAAAGUCUCUGAACUUGAGCUGCUGGAGAUCUUAUCCCGCCAUGAGGAGUUUCAAGACGUCAUCAUCCACAGGGAAGGCUUCCUGGACUAUCUAGGAGUAACUGUGUGGGACUUUACUGAGAAGGCCCUGGAGGAGCUUCAGUCCAAGCCGCUGGCUGUUGCUCACUGCCUGGGUGCACUGAAAGUGUUAGCAGCCUUGUCUGUCCAUGAGUGUAGCAGGAAGACACUUGUUCUGCAUGAAGUGAUCAGUGCCAUUGUCUCUCUGAUCUUCAACAUCACCGGGCUGUGGAUCCAGGAAACUGUCAACCUGGGGCUGGGGACAUCUUCACUGAGUAGAGAUGCCAGUGAACAGUCCUCAGGUCCAGAGAACUCACCGCCCCUGUUUCUGAGAUGCCCCAAGCCUCUUCCUGCUUUAAAUCUGUCAGAUACCCAAAAUGCCAGCAGCGCCUUUAACCAAUCACCAUUCAGCGAGGUGUUUGAACCUCUGCAAUCACCCCGCUCAGGACCAGUGCACAGAAUCAGAAGUACCGAGCAUUCCCUCCAACCAGUUAACCUGGAAGGUCGCUUCCUCAACCAAUCACAGGGUGAGACACCAUCUCAUGCAACCAAUGGGGAGGCUGCUCAGGAAUCAUCAGUUGAUGAAUGCAUGGUUACCAGGAUGGGUCCUGGAGGACUGCAGUCUCCCAGGAGUGGUGCUGUGCUGAUGAAACAACUGACACCAAGAAGUGCCAAGUUGCUGUCUGCUGUGGACCAGUGUUUUAUUGAGAGGAUGUCAGGAGAUGACACAGAGGAAGGGCUCACACAUGGGAGUGUUACUAUUGGAGAAGAUUUUCACAAGAUCUUCCAAAGCCUGAUCCAGUACUCCAUCCUGGUGUUGAGUAACUGCUGUGGAACACGUGAUGCGGACACGUGGCAGCUGGCCAACAUGGCACUGACCCAGUCUGGAGCCCUCCACAUGGCCUGGUGCGCCCUGUCCUCCUGUCAUAGGAAGCUCAGGUACAGUCUCAGGCUUCCAGUAGCUUCAUUGGUGACCAGGUUAGCCUCAGGCCCUCUACGAACAAGCAGCAGUACUGCAGCUGUGGUGCUGAACCCAGCUGACUGCACCUCAGCACUCAUGCUCAGUUCAGACCUGCUGGAGGCCCGUAACGACAGCUGGACGUUUGAGAGUGUACGAGCCAACCAACCAGUGAACAGGCCAUGGGAGAAUACCCAGCCCUCAGGGUGGUACUAUGAGAUUGAACUUAAGUCAUGUGGAAUCAUCCAGAUAGGCUGGGCCACAAAAGACUGUGAAUUUGGGCCUGAGAAAGGUAUUGGGGUUGGUGACAAUGUACAAUCAUGUGCAUUUGAUGGUGCCAGGUGUAAAGUCUGGCGGGGACCAAUCACAGAGCAGAAGGACAAUGAGUACGGAACAGAGUGGCAUUCUGCAGACAUUGUCAGUUGCCUCUUGUACAGCAAUGGAAAUAUAUGCUUCUGGCUUAAUGGUGUCAACCUGGGUAUAGCUUACAAAGGAUUGGACAUGACCCAGCAGUGGUACCCGGCUGCUUCCCUGUCCACUGAGCAGCAGAUUCUCUUCAACUUUGGCAUCCAGCCGUUCAGAUUCUGUCCUCCAGACGGCUUUGUCCCUGUGUCAGAGGUCAUGUUACGAAAGGUCAAUGCCUCCCACAUAAUGCCUGCUCCACCUGUGAAGGGCACACAGAAGAGACGCAAGCAAAAGCUGUCCUCAAGGAGGAAGCCUUUCAGCCCCAGGAUCUCCAAGGAGAAUGGAGGUCUCGCAUUUGAUUACCGUCCUCAGGCUGUGCAGUGGUGGGUGCCACUGAAUGGCAUUGCGGAGGAGAUAGACGGAUCAGAAGAAGAGUCAAUAGAGGACAGCACAGAGGAUCAUGUCUUGGAUCACCAGACCAUAGACCUGGAGGGAGGGGGAGAUCCAGAAACUCCCCAGGUCCAAAGUCUGUGGCUGUACUAUGAGAUCACUGUCUCUGGGCGAGAGAAGAGAACUGAGGACCUGGAGUUUGGGUUCAGCACCAUGGACAGGAAGUCUAAGGUGUUUGCAGUGCUGUCCCCACAUGGUACUAUCUUCCUACCCAGUGGUCACAAAGUCCAGUUGCAGGAGGAUGACUUCUCUGUGCUGCUGACCCUGGGGUGUGGAUUCACUGACAACGGAUCUGUUCAGACGGUGGUCUUCAUGCUGAACGGCCGGGUUCUUGAGCCAGAACAUCCAUUUGAGGAGGAUGUAGAACACGAGCCCAAGCUGCCCUACACCAGCUGUCCCCACCUGGACAUGAACGUGGGCCAGCGCAGGUUCCUGUACCAGCCGUGCGGCCUGCAGGUCCACCGGCUGAACCAGGCGGCGCUGCUGCACGACUGGCACCAGCAGCGCAUGGAGGGCUUCCAGGUGCACGGGGAGACUCCUCCACAGAGAGACUGCUGAUUGGUCGUCUGUCCUUUUGCCAUUGUGUAAUGAGACAGAAUUCAAACUUUUGACUAUUCUGACAACAUUGACAUUCCAUAAUCUUCUCAAACCACAUAGUAUUGGACAAGAAUACUUAGUUGGACCUGUACAACAUAAGAGACCAGUAUGUCAGGAACAAAGAUAAAGCCAAAUUGGAUACCUACAAAUGUGUGGGUGUAUGUGAUGUUCACUUGCCAUCUCAAUAAGUUGUGGUUAACUUCUCACAUGUAGACUUUUGACAUUUUGCUGUCCCAUUGCCUCAUGUACCAAGAGCAUGCAGGGCAGCCUAUUUAAGACAUUCUCUGUGUGACACUGAUGUUGCUUUUUUAUUUGGGAUUCAAAAUCCUUAAAAAAUAUAUUAUAUACAGUAAGUAAUGUUUUUGGAUAACAAAUUUUUCAAACUGUGUCAGGAUUUGGCUCCACUUUGUCUUGGAAUAUUUUUGUUUGAAGUUUUGUGAGUGUAUGAUGAAUAGGAUUGAGUGAAAAGUUGGAGGCUAGUAUGUAUCUCAGGGCACUGUGAGAAGUAUAUAAUCAGGUUUACAUGAUGAUGUAAAGAAAGGGAGGCUUAUUCAAAUGUGGUACUACUGCACCUCAAAUAUCUGUUGACAAAGUUGUAUAGAAAUUGAUUUCUCUAAACUUAUGCUGCUAUCAAUACUAACAAAGGAAGCAAAUUGUUCUGGACUUAAGACUUGUGAAAAUUACUGUAUACACAUUCCAGUUUUACUGUAAAUGACACUGAUCCUGCAUGUAACUGGUGUGCACGAACCCUUUCUUGUCUUCUGUUGUAUGGAACAACUGACUUCUACCACUGCCAAAGAAUUUUACAUUUCAACUUGUAUAUGAUCACUGUACUACACAAGAGUUGUACAGUACUAGUGAUGUACCUACUUGUACUUGAUGAGGUCUUCUCAUUGUUGUAGUGAAACGUUGGAAAAAUAGAUUUACCAGCCUGGCUACAAGCUCAGAAUCACAUCUGUUCAGACAGUCACCCUCUCCAACUUCCUCAGACCAGAGCAUAGUACUAAAUCAAAGUAGGUUGGUGUCCAGGAGCUUAAUGUCUUCAGGAGCACAUUUGUGAUGUGAAGAUUUUCUUCAUGGUGCUUAUUGCAAAGUGAACAGUAUAUGCUGCAGAUGUAUUUUUUCUACUUACCAAUCAAAGCCACCUGAAGUGUGUAGUGUACUACUGCUGCUAUUGAUGUCUCACAUUGGUGAAGUAUGAGAGACUGUAUUUUGUUUCUAGGCUCAAUUGCAAAGAGACUUUUCUAGCUGGUGUGUGAAAUGCAAAUUAGAAAACUGAAAAAGUUAGUUAUUUGUUGAAUGGAAGCAGUGUUAGCUGCUAAAAAUGUACUUAAAAAAGACUUGUUUUGUAUAUGA
Messenger RNA from Branchiostoma belcheri (Belcher's lancelet), 6080 nucleotides. RefSeq lists its product as uncharacterized. Gene Ontology annotation, cellular component: cytoplasm. The transcript has 37 exons. Lineage: Eukaryota; Metazoa; Chordata; Leptocardii; Amphioxiformes; Branchiostomatidae. Gene Ontology annotation, molecular function: protein binding; ubiquitin-protein transferase activity. Bases 138 to 4685 code for a protein of 1515 amino acids. The record is from RefSeq and is a predicted model, not a curated record.